Pogona vitticeps (central bearded dragon) is the source of this 2291-nucleotide messenger RNA. RefSeq names its product E3 ubiquitin-protein ligase TRIM11. Lineage: Eukaryota; Metazoa; Chordata; Lepidosauria; Squamata; Agamidae. Gene Ontology annotation, molecular function: zinc ion binding. The record is from RefSeq and is a predicted model, not a curated record.
CCUGGAUUCAAGCGACCUUUUUUAAAAGUCUUUGGCGGGAGUCUCUUGUUUGCUUCUUGGUCUGCUUUGCACUUUUUUUUCUUUUUUGCUUGCGGGGAGACUCCUGUAAUUUCGUUUUUAAAAACAAAUUUUAAAAUCGCAUUUAGGAAAUAAUUUUUUCCAAACACCAGUCAGCUUGACCCCGAUAUUGGUGUCUUUGGCUGCAAGAGGGGUGGAUGUCGUAGAAGCUUAAAAGCCAGUUUGCUUUUCGCCCGUUUGUGUGCUUUGUACUUUCACACCUGGAGCUCACUCCUGUCUUGUUGUUGUGGAGACAGCAGUUGCUCCCCUUUCUCUGUCCGAGGCCUGUCAGCUGAUUCGUGGCAAGAGACAUCUGGAUCCCACGCUGAUCUCCGAGGGGAUGUCUGCGGCUGACAGCAUUGAGGAGAUGCUUCACUCGGAAGUGACCUGCUACCUGUGCGUCCACUACUUCAUCAACCCUGUCACUUUAGACUGUGGGCACAGUUUCUGCCAUUCUUGCAUCCUGCGCUCGUGGGGACCAUUCUCCCUGGCCAGAACCUGCCCUCGGUGCCAAAAGGCCAUUCUUCAGACAAACUUACGGCCGAACGACCAACUAGCCAACGUGGCAAGGCUGAUCAGGCAGCUGAAAGAUGUGGCAAAGCAAGUGGCCACAGGGGUGAGAAUCUGCGAGGAGCAUGAGGAUGAUGCCACUGCUUUUUGCAUGGACGAUCUGGUCACUUUCUGCCUAAAAUGCGCCGAAGCCAGGGAUCACCAGCAACAUGACGUUGUCUCUGUGGAGGAAGCAGCCCGAACAUACACGGAUUCCUUUAUAAGUCGUGUCCGGCAUCUAAGGAAGCAGGAAGAGGAGAUUGUGAAACAGGAAAAAGAGGUGGAAAAGCAAUGGGAAGACCUUAUUCAACAAAUAGGAGCCGAGAAGGGAAAGAUGGUGGAGGAGUUCAGCAAAGUGCACCAGCUUGUGGAAGAACAAAGCAGCCUGUGGGCUAGCAGGGUUGAGGAGGCGUUGGAAGAGAUCAAGUUGAAGAGGAGUGAGCACAUGGCUGAACUCUCCAAGGAACACACCAUCAUCAAGGAGACCAUCUGGGAGCUAAAUUGGAAGUGUGAGCAGCUGCCAUUUGACGUCCUCCAGGAUAUUGGAAGCACCUUGGAAAGGUGUAUGAAGGAAAUGUCUGUGAAUCGGGUUGCUUUUCCACCAGGGCUGAGAGGGGACGUCUGGGAACUGCAGAACUUUAAUGCCUUCCUGCCAGGGGUGGUGAAGCAAUUUGAAGAAGCUUUGGUGUCUGGAUACCAGCAGAUGAAAGGAUUUCUGUUCUGGAACACAUUGAUCUGCACUGGAGCCUAUGGGAGAAAAAAUGCAGAUUUUGGCCCUGACACGGAUCACCCUAAACGUAUGAAAAUGAGAAAUGCCCCUCAGGAUUCCCCUGAAGACUCUGAAGAGAAUUUGACUGAAUCCGUGCCUUGUGCCUGGCACAUGGAGGAAUUCACAGCAGGCGGACAUUAGUGGGGAAUUGUGGGAAAUGAAGAUCAGGUGGGGGAUGGACUGAUUUUGCAGUAAUCCUGUGAGGAGAAAAGGAGUUGUAGUAGUCGUUCUCCUGGGCAAGACAAAUGCACAGCUUUCACAGAUGCACACACACUUUUAUCCCUUGGGUGGUGACCGAGGGGUGUUCAUGAAAACUUGAUUAUUUAAUGCAUUAUGCAGCUGAAUGGCCUUUUAAAAAUAAGUCAGACUCUCAUUCUCUGGAGAGUGUUUUAGCUCUUCUUUAUGGGUACAAGGAGAGGCCUCUCUCACUGACAAAGGCAGUCAGAACUACCUCAUAGGCCCUACUUGGCCAUCCAUUUCCAGACUCUACGACAUUGCCUGCCAGAUGUCAAAAUUUCCCCUCUCCAACUCUCUCUCCUUGCUUAUCGUGGCAUUGUUGCUAUAUAGUGAGGCGGGUAUAUCUCCUCAGGUUGAACCUCUGCCAUGAUUAAAUAGCAAGUGUGUAGCCAUGUGAGAUCUUUAGCUGGAUGAGGAGCCUCCAGUAAGAUUUCAAGUCGGAGAAGCAGAUCCUGAUCUGGGCGGGGUGGUGGUGGUUGCUGGUGUUGUGGGAUGGAGGGUUGGAUCCAGAUGAUAGUCCUGUGGACGCCCAAUUUUAUCUGAGUCAUGUCCAAAAGAUUCAUGGUUUGAAGUAAGCUUGGACAUUCAUUUUUAAAGAACACUUCUGUUCAUUUACCUUUUGUUGCAAUGCAUAUGUACAUGGUUUCUGAUGUAUUUAUUAAAGGCGUUUUUCUUAAUA